Messenger RNA from Macrosteles quadrilineatus (aster leafhopper), 748 nucleotides. Its product is annotated as lysozyme-like. The transcript has 5 exons. Lineage: Eukaryota; Metazoa; Arthropoda; Insecta; Hemiptera; Cicadellidae. Bases 77 to 652 code for a protein of 191 amino acids. Gene Ontology annotation, molecular function: lysozyme activity. The record is from RefSeq and is a predicted model, not a curated record.
CGUGCCAGUGCCAGUGUCGGUGUUGGUGCCAUCACACUGUAUACUGUUGUUGUGUGUCUAAGGUUGCAGCCUAGAGAUGUCUUCUGUUUACAAACUCUUCUUUCUACUUUCCUGUGUCGCAUGUUUGUCUCAGAGCCAGUUUAUAAGAAAGUUAAUUAAGGUUUCAAUUUCGUGGACAAACGAUUGCCACAUAAGUACAAGUUGCUCUCCAUGUGGGCCUACACAGGACAUUCCAACCACAAACAAACCAACUGAAGAUCCGCCAAUAAGUGAGAGUUUAUCAGACCUCUGUUUGGGGUGUAUCUGUGAGAUAAUGUCUGGAUGUAACCUCACCAGGGGUUGUGAGGAAGGAGACUGUGGGAUGUUUCGUAUCACCAAACUCUACUGGAUAGACGCAGGCAUGCCUGUAUUGAAUGGCGUAAACCCACAUCAACCGCAAGCAUUUGAAAGCUGUGCUAGGGACCCUGAGUGUGCAGCUUCAACCGUGAAAGGAUACAUGAGCAAGUGUAGAAACCAGGACUGCAACCGUGAUGGUCGUGUGGACUGUAUGGACUACGGAGUCAUUCACAAAGUGGGCUGCCCUAAAUGUCUCGGACAAAGAGAUACGUACUAUGAAACGUCCUUGCGCAACUGCCUUAUACAGAACUCAUGAGAAUAACAAUAAGCUAGUCAGUGUCAAACUUUUAAAUGGAUAGGUAUAUUUAUAUUUAUAUUUAUAUUUAAAUAAAUUAAAUACAUUUUUUACUAA